AUGGCCCGCUACCAGCUUUUACGGCCUGCGCCCGUAAAGAUUUACCCGAGGCGAUUUCGACGACAGGCACCUGCUCCAAGCGGACCACCUGCUGCGGGAGCAGAAGAGGAAGGGGAAGAAGAAGAUGAAGUAGAAGAAGGCCCUGAGAGCCCAGAUUCGCCUGGUAGUAGUUCCGAUGAAGGCGGUGUGUUGUCAAGUGAUGAAUCUGACUCCGAAUCUGAGGAAGAUGAACCCCCCUCGCCCGCAGAGAGUGGUGCUGCUCCCGGCCCGCAACCAAUACGACCCGCUCCAACAACGAUCUCGGGGUCUGCUUUGCCCAGCAAUACUCUUGCUGUCUCUAACAACCCACCAAGUACGCCUUCCGUCGUGUUCUCAUUACCGCCAGCUUUCACACAGGUCCUGACUUCUCAAGGCAAUAAUGCAGCGUUGCCACAAAUCACAAAUGCACCUUCAUCUACUGGGGGAGCACAGAGACCCAUCAGCAGUUCAUCUUCAUCUACCACAGUGCCACAGCCUAGUCAACUUCCAGCUGGUUUUCCACCGGGGCCAGCGCAGUCGGAUACCCAAGCCGGACAACCCCCUCAGAAAUCAGCUCAACAACAGGAUGGGCCAAUUGUCACCAGGACAGCAGCAGUGGCUGCAACUGUUCUAGGUGUAUUGGGUGCUCUCGCCCUUAUCAUCGGCCUUGUAAUCUUCAUCAAGCAACGCAGGCGUAGACUAGACAAAUACCACCAGCGCCUCGACGGUGAUGCUUUCAAUCCAGACAACACCAACUCACUGCGCGUUCCUGAGACCGCGCAUGUGGAGGAUGGAUCAUCGAUCUACAGUCGUAUCGGCGGCGGUGGCAGUGGCCACGGCACAAGCCAUCUCACGCAAUCCUCUGCACGAAGCAACACUCUCUUCGGUCCAGCAGCGUACGAGCGACCCGAAACCGUGUCCACAGAGCGCAACAGAUCUCGGUUCCCGGUUCCAUCGGCCAAUCCAUUUGCUGACCCGCCGCUGAACAAAGCGUACGAUGUUUUGGCUGGACGGCCGCGAUCGACAACGUUGACUGAUCGUGGUAGUUGGGUCAGGAACCCGUUCAAAGACCCGGAGAGUGAGCGCUUUGAUCCAUUUGGCGAACUGAAAGAAAAGGCGAGAAAGGAGCGGAUCAGGCACAUGGAGGAGGCUAGACGGGAGGCGGAGAGGGAAGUAGUUAGAGGCUAUGAAGAGAAAGAGAGGAUGGGGCUGGUGCCUGAUGGCAUGCCGUCAAGGAAGGGAAGUGGCGCCACGAUGGAGGGUGUGGGUGUCUUGGAUCGUAGUGGUGGAGGUGGUUAUCAUUGA
This is a messenger RNA of Plenodomus lingam JN3, 1323 nucleotides long. RefSeq lists its product as uncharacterized. The record is from RefSeq and is a predicted model, not a curated record. Lineage: Eukaryota; Fungi; Ascomycota; Dothideomycetes; Pleosporales; Leptosphaeriaceae.